This is a messenger RNA of Fomitiporia mediterranea MF3/22, 3900 nucleotides long. Its product is annotated as ras GEF. Gene Ontology annotation, molecular function: guanyl-nucleotide exchange factor activity; protein binding. Gene Ontology annotation, biological process: positive regulation of GTPase activity; Ras protein signal transduction. Gene Ontology annotation, cellular component: plasma membrane. The transcript has 5 exons. Bases 1 to 3900 code for a protein of 1299 amino acids. Lineage: Eukaryota; Fungi; Basidiomycota; Agaricomycetes; Hymenochaetales; Hymenochaetaceae. The record is from RefSeq and is a predicted model, not a curated record.
AUGCUACCACCUACUAUCGACACGUCUGUCGGACGGGUCAUCUACUCUUCUACAUCUAAGUCUGCGGGGCCGUCCAACAUCGGCACGUCUCCGCGCGGGACACGGUCCCGUAGCUUGUCAACUGCGUCCACUUCAUCGUCAAUCUCACUCGUCACACCCGUCCCAUCCUCUGGCAAUGCAUCGUCUUCAUCCUUGGAACUCCCACACACGACUGAUUCGAGGGACGACUCGGCGGCUAUUCCUUCGGCAAGCGAACAGAGAAAAUACUAUUCUGAUGAAGAGGAUGAAGGAAUUUCGGACGUUUUUGUGCGUGCUCUCCAUGAUUUCGUCCCACAACAGCAGAAUGCUACGUGCCUAGCUUUUCGUGCGGGCGAGAUAAUUCGUGUUCUUAAUCGAGAUCCUAGUGGUUGGUGGGACGGAGAGAUUGAUGGCCGGAGAGGGUGGUUUCCAAGCAAUUAUGUUAGUCCGAUCAGCUUGGCUGAUCGGCCUGUGCCUCUGUCGAAGAAAACACAUGGCCGUUCUAUGUCGGACAUAUCCUUUGCGUCUCGGGCUAGUACAGCAAGUCCUAUGCAUCGACCGAAAUACGAUUCUGGAAGUGGAGAUUCGCUAGGACCUGCCAGCCAUGCACAUCCCUUGAUGGUUCCCUUGCUACAUAGUUUACAACUUCUUCAGAACACGACUCUCGUCCGACGAACGAGUCACUAUCAACCUGCAGUCGCAUGUAUUAUCCAGUGCAUACGGGCACUCCUGCAAUCAACGGAUUGUCUAGCACGUGGCGCACCUCUGCUCAUCCGAUUUCCCGUGAUAGCGCAACAGCGGAAGCGUGUUCUGGCUGAUCUAGCACUGCUUGUGACGCAGAGCAAGAAGGCGUCAUCCUUGGAGUUCCAAACUGAUGAGGAGCGAGAUCCGGAAGAGGAGCUUAUGCUCCGACUGGCCGGCCAAGUAUUUGCUCGUGUCCGACGUUUUCUCGCCGUUGUCGUACAGUGUGGCGUCGAUCUUCCUGAACGUAGCUUCGGGAACGCUAUUGGCACUUCCUCUUCGGAGACUGUGUAUGAUAAUUCGGUGGAACUUUACAAGGAUUCUGAGAAUGUGCAAAGGCAAUACGGUUUCCAAGCGGAUGACAAUUUAUACCUUUCGGAAGCAACACCGAAGUCUGCAGAUAUUGACCCAAAGCAGUACACGACGCGCCCGUCUACGGACUCGAAUUCAACAACACAGUCCCAUGCACGAUCGUCUCGCACGACCAGCGCUGUUAGCCUCCAUGGUUAUCAUGGGCGUCAAAUGUCGCUCAGUAGCUCCUCCAGUUUUUCAUCCUUUUCUUCUUUAGACUCUCCGGGUACGCCGCCGACGCCGCCAUUCCCCGAAGGUCCAUGUACAGCUAUGCAGGUCCAGCAAGCUUUGCGUUCGAUACAUGAUAGCCUGCUUUCCACUAUCGCUGCCUUUAUUGGACAUGUUCAUGCUCAUUCACGUACCGCUCAUGCUUCAAGUACUGGGCAUCUCUUUGCGCUCGUGCGCCAAAUAGUCGACGUUGUAUGUCGGCUAUUGACGAUUGUUGAUGCGGUUAUGUGCGUGGAGGCGAUACCGUGGAUGAAACGGGCUGCUCUUGAGACUGCGAAGGAGAACCUAUACCAGGUAGCUUGUGCACUUGCUGACGCUGUUCGGGAAAUGGCGACCAGCAUGUCGAUACCCCCGUCCGAAGAGGAGGAGGAACGCAGACACCUGCUCAAAGUCGCAACAGACGUAUUAAAAGCAGGAUCAGACUGUGUAUCUGCGAUUAAGACCUGUCUAGCCCGACCGCUUAAUGCACCUCCGUACGUCAUCGUACUUCCGCCUAUAUCGGAGUCCAAUACACCGUCCGUUGAAUCUUCUGAAAGGACCUUGCAUGAGCAAGAUGCCGCGCUCGCACGCUUUGCAACUGAAACUGACGAUUGGAAGGACGAUAAUGAUGAGGAGAAGCGCGCUUCAGUUGCGAGUGGUGGAACAGUUCUACCUCAGACCUUGGAGGAGCUUCAUGAACAAGUGCAGGUAGGAUACGCGACGACAACGCGGGAUUUCGAAUUUGACAACGAGGAUACCACGAUUCAAUCUUUGAAGCGGUCUUCGUCCGAUAGACGAUCACCUAAACUUGCAUAUGAUGAGGAAGAGUACCCGGUGGCUCCACUAGAUAUGCCUGGAAGGGAUCGCCAGUCCUUCAUAGCUGCGCUGAACAUGGACCUUUCUGGGACCAUCGAAGAAGAAACCAAAGAGGAGGAGGGUCGGAAUUCUUUUGAGAAAGACAUGCCUUCCCCUACAUCUCAAGCUCAUUCUAUCGCCCCUCCUUCGAGCGAGGAGGGUCAAAGAGGGAGUGUUCGGACGCAUAAAUCACUCGAAGAUAAACUGCUUAAUGGCGAAUUACCCUCAAUUCCACAAACGACUGAUGAUGAAGACAGCAAUAUCCCGCUGGCUUGGGCCUUGUCCCAUGACUAUGCGCCGCAAGAUGUCGCGUACAAUAGUGAGGGUCAGCUGGUCGGCGCGACAUUAGAAGCGCUUAUCGAAAAAAUGACUACCCAUGACCAGAUUCCGGAUGCUGGGUUCUCUGCAGUUUUCUUCCUGACUUUCAGGCUUUUCACGACUGCAUACGGCCUUGCUGAGGCAGUCAUCGCCAGAUUCAACCUCGCCCAGCCUAGUGGUUUAUCGGAUGCAGACGCCGCCUCGUGGUCUCAGCAAAAGCUUUUGCCAGUACGAUUGAGGGUGCAAAACCUUCUCAAGCUUUGGUUGGAGGUGCACUGGCGUGUUGGUGUGGAUGAUGAAGCUCUCCCUGUACUCCAGUCAUUUGUACGAGGGACAAUGGCGGAAGUCUUUGCUGGUCCCGCGCAGCGACUUGAUGAUCUGAUCUCAACCCGAAGUUCAAUGACCGAAGAUUCACCAAUCAGUCCACUUAGUGAACGUCAGCGUCUCAAUGAUCGAUUGCGUGAUGCUGGGAUUCCCCUGAAUCCCUCCAUUGUUCCUAGCUCCUCGUCUUCUGAAACCCCACGUACUGUUAUGACGAAGGCGUUGUUAGUAUCACUUCGUGCUCACAACUUUGAUUCAAUUGCUGUGACGGACUUCGAUGCGCUUGAACUCGCACGACAGAUGACGCUGGUAGAGAGUCGACUAUACUCUGCGAUCACAGCAGAAGAGAUGAUUGAGCUCGGGAGACCCGGCGCGCCGCCCGCGGUCAAUAUCAAGGCGGUCACCACUCUGAGUACAGCUAUUACCGGAUGGGUCUCAGAAUCUAUUCUUGGGGAACAAGAUGUGAAGAGACGCGCAACACUAAUGAAGUUUUUCAUCAAAGUUGCCGAUCGAUGUACGUCUCUGAAUAACUUCAGCACACCACGUUCUAUUCUUGCCGCACUGGACUCGUCGACCAUUUCUCGACUUCACCAAACGUGGUCGACUCUAGCGCAGAAGAGCAAAUUGCAGCUCGAGGUAUUACGGAAACUAGCGGAUCACGCGCGAAAUUACCACGAGUAUCGAACUCGACUUCGCAAUACCAAUCCGCCUGCAGUACCGUUCCUCGGUCUGUAUCUGACCGAUCUCACAUUUUGUCGGGAGGGUAACCCGUCGCACCGAGCUUCUCCGUUGGAGCCAAAUAAGAAGCUUUUGAAUUUCAACAAAUAUCACAAGCUAGCUCGCAUCGUGCAGGAUAUGCAGCGCUUCCAGGUGUCAUACAAUCUCAAAGACGUAGCUGAAGCGCAGCAGUAUCUCCACUUCUGUCUUGAUAAGACCAAAGACCACGGUGAUUUGGAUGAUCUGUAUCGGCGGAGUCAACUAUUGGAACCUAAACGUGCCGCAGAGGCUCCAGCUGCCAGUGAAUUGAAACCAUCGAUAUUUAGCUGGGGCAACCGCUCUCAGACUGCGUCACAACCGACCAUCGCGUGA